AUGAAGGCAUUAAGGAGAGGCAAGGCUCUGCUUCUGGCAGUGGCAACAGCUCUGGUGGUCCUAUCAACGGACGGCACCACUCUACAAAGCAUGUCGCAAAAUUGGUUCCGGCGAAAGCUGCAGGGGCCAACUCCUCUUUCGGAUCUGUCUGCGGUUAACUCCCUUUCGGAAUUGAUCACCCGCCUGAAUGUAGCGGGCUUCAAGGGCCGCCGGACAGAAGCGGACUUCAUAUUGGUAUUUGAAAGCCUGAGAACAUGCUUCAGAAGCUUCUCCCCACCGCCAGGUCUUGCACUUGACUUCACACAGCAUGCAGAAAUGAGUCCAGAUGACCUCAUUAGAAAUUUUUUCAAAUUUCUUCCACCAUGGCAGUUCAUCCAGGGCCCAACCGAGAAUAGACUCUCCCAAGCCAGCUUUGUUGAAAUGGCUCCGGAUGGAGCUGCGCCGGAAAGCACUGAACCUACACCUCCAGUAGAGGACCAGCCUGAAGAGUCAAGACCGCUUAGGACAAUACGUUUCGCGAACAGUCCAAAGCAUAUUCUUGCCCACAUUAUCAAGAACAUUUACUCACACUUCCGCGGUCCAACAUGCCAGCAAACGGCAAAGCGGCUGGAUGGAGCUGCUCGUUUUCUUUUGCGUAACAACUCGAAAGCUGCUUUGAUGGAACCUCUUCUGGUUUAUUCCCUUAUCCAGGGGAACGCAGCAUCUGCCGCAAAAUUGCAGAUUCUCCAGAACUUUCUUAGGGAUGUUUCUGAAGAUAAUUCACAGCUCCAGCAGACACCUCACAUUGCAAAAAACAAUUCACCAAAGCCUGGCAUAUACGACCCGAUCAUGUUGGUCUUCUACUUUGACCUUGCGAAAGCCGGCUAUACAAGUAAAAUUAAGGCGCUUGAAAGGCACCUCGGCAAACCCGCUGACGAAAGGAUUGUAGGUAGCAAGCUAUUUGGAAACUCCCUUGCGAAUCCCCUUACGCAUCAGAAAGUUACAGAAGUUGGCAGGGCUGUUGGCGGAGACGAGGAACUUUUGAAGAAGGUGGUGGAACAUGUUGGCCUCGCGGCCAUGGAUUCAUCAGAUGCAGUUUCAAUCCUCAUGCCGGAUGCACCGAAAGUUGCUGCCUUCCUUCGCGGCGUCUCCUUCUUCGUGUUUGAGAACGUCUUCAAGCAAAAUGGCCCGUAUGUUAUGCCGGGGCUGCCAUGUGGAGGUAACCUGACUGGCAACAUGCUGGAAACUCUGACAGGAAAGAAGCUAGGCAAGAAGUAUUUUGUCUACAAGUAUACAAGGGCGUUGCAGGGAAUUUCAAUCCUUCCAGAAAGCGUGUGGACACCAGACUCAGAUUCCCAACUUGCGCGGCUUCUCAAAGAGAAUCAGCAGGCAAAUGGGGAUUAUUUGUUCAGCCACCUGCCACGCGUUUGCGUGCGGUCUGUUCUGUUUACAAAGUGCUCGAAGAAGCCUCCAUCAGAUACGAAAACCAACGAGCAGCUGCUCUGCCACUUCAUCAAUACCCAUCAGAGCCUCUUCUUCGAGGUCGACGGAGCGGGGGUCAACGCCUUGCGCAAGAGCAUGCAGGAAGGGCAAUUCUCUGGCGGACGAGUUCCAAGGAAGCGCAGUGCGCUUAGCCGGAGCGUGCAAGCAAUCGGCCGCUUCUUUUUUAACAAAACGUCUGCCGCGUUGGUUCUGGGUGCAGGUGUCGGAGGCCUGUGUAUAGCCACAGGUGAAUUCGACCGAGAACUCGACACGCUAUCUGUUAUGCUUGGUGAGCAUACGAUUCAGCACAGGGGUACAGGUAGCGUGGAAGAAACCGCAGCGCCUGUAUAG
Messenger RNA from Eimeria mitis, 1812 nucleotides. RefSeq lists its product as uncharacterized. Lineage: Eukaryota; Apicomplexa; Conoidasida; Eucoccidiorida; Eimeriidae. The transcript is spliced from 8 exons. The record is from RefSeq and is a predicted model, not a curated record. The coding region runs from base 1 to 1812 and encodes 603 amino acids.